Rotaria sp. Silwood1 is the source of this 1871-nucleotide messenger RNA. Lineage: Eukaryota; Metazoa; Rotifera; Eurotatoria; Philodinida; Philodinidae. The record is from the annotation of a GenBank genome assembly.
CUCGUCUUGAGUAAUGGGUUUCUGGAGCUCUUGGGAAAGUAUUUGAUAUUACUUUAAGAUUAAAAAUAUUCGCUAAGCUCAUCUAGUUUGCGUAUUUGAAUGCACUAAUGUUCUUUUUUGUUUCAGAUUAUUCUGAAAUAUCUCUCACCUUUUCUUCACACUCAUAAUGCCUAAAAAGAAUCGACGUACAUUAUUGUGUGAAUCUUUUUUGAAACAACGAUAUUCAAGUGAAACUUUAGGAAAUGAAAGUGAAGAUAGUACCUCUGAAGAAGGGGAAGAAAUGGAGACCGAAUUAAACAAUAUCAAUAUUGAAGAUAAAGAAAAGAUCGAUUUCGACAAGCCAAUAUUUCUGAAUGAUAUUGGUGAUAUCUUCCGUAAGUGACUCUGUUAAAUUAAGCACCUGGAAAGAUCACUUUCUUCUUCUUCUCUCAAAACUUCCAAUGGAAGUUCGGAAAAAGUCUUAAUCAUUUUUAAUUCUCUUUCAAAAUUUAGAAUUGUGUAAAGCGUCCUGUCCUCUCAAAUACUUAAGUGUAUUAGUCUAUACGACCUUACGGCAUGUUGGUCUAAACUGGCAGCAAUGUGAUGAUAUUUUACGUCCAAUGGGUUCAUUAUUAAGUGAAACAUCACAAAAACACACCGAAGCCUUCCUUUUUGGUGAUUUCAAAGAUUUUACGAGUGAACACCGUGGUGGCAAACAUACUAGUGCAUUUUUUGAUGAUUUUCCUGAAAUUGAAACUGAAGCUAAAGUUUAUACGCUUACCCGGUGUUCUGAUAAAGCAGCAAAUUUUAGUAUUAAUGAUUUAGCGAGAUUUAUCGAUGAGAAAUAUUAUGAAACAACUGGAACAACAAAACCAAAAGAUAGUGAAUUAAUUAGAUCGGAAGCUUCAGUUCGUCUGGAUUUACGACGUUGGGGAGCAACUUUUCGUGAGAAUGGAGCACGUCCAUACUGGGAGGGCCAUGAAAGAGCAGAUGUUGUCAAAAGUCGUGAAACAUUUAUAAAUUAUUUUUUGGAUAAUAAACAAAGUUAUUACACAGUCAAUGAUAACGAAAACUUACCCGGUUGGAUUAAACCUGAGAAAAAGCCAGGUCGAAUCCUUAUUUGUAAGAGAAGUUUUUUGUUUAGACCACAGUGAGUUAAUUUCGUUUAAUUUCAAUUUUUAGUCCAUGAUGAGUCGACAUUUCGUUCGGGAGAGAUAGCCAGUCGUCGUUGGUUUUAUGGAGAUCAGGCACCCUUUUACAGUAAAGGCCGCGGCCGUUCUAAUAUGGUAUCGGAUUUCGUCGUCCAGCAUCACUCUGGCCCCUAUUUCAAUUUAAGUGAAAAGGAAAUGAAACGAGCUGUGAAAAAGUAUCCUCAGCUGGCAGCAUCAACAGAUCUUGAUUAUGUUCCACGUACAGCCACGGCUUCUCUUCACAUAGGAUAUGAUUGUUACAUGGAUAACGAGGCCGUUCUUGAUCAGUGUGAGCGUAUCUUUCAGAUGAUUGAAUUCAAAGAAGCAUAUCGUGAUCACUCAGUGGAAUUCAUCUUUGACAAUGCUCGCACUCACACAAAAAAGUCUCACUCUUUAAGUGAUUUCAGUAAAAAUAUUGGCACUAAAUGUGCAAUCGAUCAAAUUCAGUGAGUGUUUUUAUAAGAAUUACUUCAGGACUUUUUAUUGUUUCUCAAAAGUUUUGAUUUCAAUUAAUUGCACCAAUCUUCUCCCCAUUCUAGAUAUAGAGAUUCAAAUGGAAAAGCACAAGUUUUAGAUUGUUUUUUCGUGAACGGACCAAAUCGUGGUUUAAGUAAAGGCUUGGCGGUGCUUGGAAAAGAGUUGAAUGUAAGAAAUGCUGAUCGUCUGACAUUACCAGAAUUACGCUCUCAUCUUGCUGAUCAU